UUAUUGCGGGAAAGCAACGAAAGCAAACUUCAUGCCAGUUGAUCCAGUGAAUAUGAGUAGGCCUAAACGAAAGUUUGUCUUGGACGACUCCUCUGCCAGCGACGCCAAAAGGAGCAUGGCCAUGGUUUAUCGCUUCCCAGUCUUAAAAGUUAACGGUGAGACGCCCAUGAGGGAUAUUUCGAAUCAUCAUUUCUGGUAUUUUCAUCCAAACUCACUGACUUGUGGUGAAACCCAGUAUGAUAUUGACUGGCUGCAUUCAUCACAGUUACCUAAAGCUACAGAUGCUGAACAGAGUCAUCAACUUAAAGCAUUUUGGAGGUCUGCAGCAAGUUUUCUUGCACCACUAAAACACCUUGUCUUUGAUGUGACAUCAAAAAUGUGGUAUUGCCCCACAUUGGUUAAAGAGUCACUUUCAAUGUCGGAGUCGGUAAUAACAGAAGGAUUCACAUCAGAAAUGUCAAACAGCCGAGGAAGAGGAAUGGUCCAUCACACUUUGUUUAAACUGCUGGGAAACGAUAACAGGGUUGUGAUGAAUUGUGGAGGUGGAAGACUCAACAAUGAACCUUCAGUACGUAACAUAACAUUCAAUUACACAGUAGUCCAUGACGAAAUAUUUCAUUUCCCAGAAUCAUCAAGGACUUCAUCUCGCUUUUCUCAUCCCAAAGAUAAUCAUGGAGAGCAGGAAGUUAACUGCCCACAGCAACAUGUUAGGACAUUUGUGUCGGAUAUCAUUGUGGAAGAAAAAGAUACAGAAACCAAGGAAGUCAAAGAGACUCUUGUUGUUGAUGUGAAAAAAGGCUUACAUCUAACCUACAUCGAUGAGUGCCAACUUAAAUAUAAACUUUUACCGUCCGCGCUGAAACAGAAGUCUGCACUGGGAUUAUUAAUCUGUGCCAAGGAGGGAAUUCUGAUGAAAUAUUCAGUUAUAGACCAAAGUUUGCAGUUAAGACAGAAUCGCUAUAAGUUUAAAGAUAAUGGUUUACCUGAAGACAUGGUAGAACUGAUGUGUGAUCUCCAUUAUAACAUAUAAAUGUCAUGACAGUGAUCAGACUCUGGUUCAGUUCUCCUCUCAUACUUCGUUUAGUGACGUUCAGAAUAACGACUAAGUAUCCAAUGUUUAGGAUGCAUCUAGAAGUAAUUGUCAAAUUGUCCAAUCGUUUCUAUAAGUUGUUUCAGACUUUGUCCAAAGUCGUUUCUGUUGUUAAUUCUGGUUACUUUUACAUGGGCAACAAAAAAUCUUUUCAGUACAAA
This is a messenger RNA of Pecten maximus, 1251 nucleotides long. RefSeq lists its product as uncharacterized. The transcript is spliced from 3 exons. The record is from RefSeq and is a predicted model, not a curated record. The coding region runs from base 32 to 1030 and encodes 332 amino acids. Lineage: Eukaryota; Metazoa; Mollusca; Bivalvia; Pectinida; Pectinidae.